GAACACCACACGUGGAUGCGCAUGGUGUCAAGAUGGGGCUUUUCAAGUGCCCUGGUCGCUCAAGGUCCCUAGAAGGAGCGCGAACAAUUUAGCAGAAGUCUAGUUGUUUGACAGAAAAAAUCCUGUGUCAAAAAAGCGAAAACGUCGAAAAACCUACUGAAAAAAUAACUGUAGUUGUUAUCGCAUAGUCUUUGACUCGUCGAGCUCGAGACGUACUAGAAAAAGUUUCUAGCAUGUACAAGAAGUUCUACGAGAGCAUCGUCACUUUUCUAGUACGCACAAGAAGUUCUACGAGAGCAUCGUCACUUUCAUCUCGUGAAGUUAGUUCGUCGAUAUGAAUUAGAUGGCACUCAAAUAAGCUCCCUACGAUAAAAAGGUUCUGUCAAUUGAGUGGGACGAGGGCCGAUCUGACAAGAGCGACGAGAGACCGAAAGCAAUCGUAGUAAAGUAAGUAAAGCGAAAGUUUUCGGUUACGUGAAAAAUAUCGUUCGUUUCUGUGGUUGAUGAAUCAUACGAAACGUCGUUGCUAGUGAAAUUCUUGCAAUCAUCCCAAUUAUCCCAAUCAUCUUUUAUCAAUUGUCCCAAAUAAAGUAGGAGAAACCGAGCAUUCGCUGAAAGCAAAGAGUAAACAAGAUGUACCAAGUACAAAUGAGGUACCAAGUAGUACCUAGUGACUGAAGAAGUCACUACAUCACCAAUCUGAUAUUCAUAUUUUUUUACAACAUUACAACUACCUUUGUCUACGUGCGACUGACUACACGUAGAAAGAAGAAGCUCGCUGUUGGAGGACCAAGAAAGAUGGUUUCUCGUAAGGAGAAGGCCUCCAAGAAGAAGGCCUCCAAGACAGACGGUCCGAAGGUCGGGGACCAUGUCGCCGACAAUGGAGAAGGUCCCCGCCGAACUCGUAGUUCUCCAUUGAGCGGUAAACAAGCCGAGGGAGCGAGUCCUGAGAGCUCGUCAGAUACUGAGUCGGAGACUGAGAUUAUGAUAAAAAGUGUGCACAAUCGACGUGAUACAACUGUCUCAUGAACUCUAUAACAUUGUCUCCAACGAAUCUCCUACGGAUUAUAUUAAUCAGGGUAAAACGAGAACAUGAUUAGCCUCUUUCUAAUCACGCAAGCGCAUUCGUGACCAUUCCCAAGCGGACCGAAUCCAGAUUUUUGGGAUCAAUGUGGCAAAAGGUACCACUGACUUGAUUUCUAUUGAAUUUACCAGCUCCAAUAUGAAAAAAAAUCAAAAUCUUUGAAUUUCAUUUCAGGCAGUAACCGCCUCACUUUUCCUUGUCUUAUUCCUAUGUAUUGAUUCCCUUCAAGCAUCAAACGGACUUCAGGUGGCUCUUUUGGUCGUGCUUCUAAUUCUGGGCUCCGGGAUGUACUACAUUUACGGGUCGUACUAUUAUACCGUCGUAAGGGGUUACACGUAGAAGAGUCUACCGAGAAGUAGGAACUCAGUUUCCACGUAGGAUGAAUUUAGUUUCCAGUACGUAGGAAGAAAAAGCUCAACGACUAGUUAUGCCUAUACGCUCACCUUGUCGCAGGUGAGCCCACUCCUAUGUAUCCUAUCCUAAACAGUGGCUCCUCUACCUCUAGGAAGAUCUUCUAGCGCUAUUAUUAAGGCUCAGCUUUCAAUGGUCAUCGGGGUUGGUCUACCUAAUGAUGCAAACUAACAGUGGUUUCUCUACCUCUAGGAAGAACUUCUAGUGCUAUUACGUUCUUUGAUAUAUACCGCUUCUAAUCCAUCGGGCCUUUAUUUUUGGUGACGCUGGAUGCUUGGUCGGUGAUCGAUCCGGUUACGUGUUUUCUGGAGAACGGCUUAAGACUGGGUUACAAAUACAUAACGCAGGCUCUGCCCUAUCGGCGUUGCUAGCACUAGCCACAAAAGAAUGACGCUCUUCCCUUUCGGAUAGGCAUGGCACUACAAAAAUAAAGACGCAAGAGCUUGCAACCGAAUUGCAGCAGCUUUGAUCAUUUUUUAUUUUGAUUUACCCUGUUUCGAGGCUGCUUACCUCUCUUGAUAAUGUAUCCUGAUCUGAUAAAUAAUCCUAAGCAAAAAUGUAUAUUUUCAAGCCCAUGUACUUCACGCCUCUAAUCCUCACCCCUCGAAUCCUCUAAUCCUUUUCCUAAGAACUCUUUGAUCUUAGUCAUGUUCCUACACGAACCCUUCAUCCCUCUAAUGCUUAACUCAAGUUGUGGUGAUGAGGAGAAGGGAGAUACUAAAUUAGACGAGAUCGACGAGGACGCGGCUUUCGAUGAGGCUCCUCCAAACGCUUUAAGGCUCUUGAUCAUUUCAUAGACCUACGAUAGAAAAAUAUAAAAAAGGACACAUUGACAUUCUUCAAAAUUUCUCCGAGGAAGACAGAAGUCAGUGUCCUCUUCAAGUCCUGAAUCUGCGAUUGGUUUAGGUUCUAUUAUCGAACUUCCUAGUCGAGUACAUCGUUUUCAUCGUCUCGAAUUCCGAAAGGGAAAUCUAGUAAAAAGAGGAGUUUUACUUCGAUUGACUGAUCAUGUGAUCAAGUACAAAUAUCAUAAUCUUAAUCAUAUCCGAGGAAGAUAUAAGUCAGUGUCCUCUUUAAUUCCUGAAUCUUCAACAGGUUAUUUAUUUGGAAGUCAAUGUGGAUUUGAAUUUAUCGCACGCUCUAAAUUAUGCCACGCCGAAGGGGAAAGCCAAAGGAGGUGCAAAACAGCCAGGGGUAUCUAAUGGAGAGGCUGACAUGGAGGAGACGAAGGUCGAGAAUUCGAAGAGCACGGACAAGAACGACGGCAGCAGGAGGAACGUCGAAGAAGAGGAAAAGGGAAAGCUACAGCCGGCGGGUGGCAAAGAUGAUACGGACAAGAGCGAGAGUACUAAUUUCAUGAAUUUUUGUAACUUCAUCUUCAUCUUUCUGAUUUUUUUGUGGGAGCCCUUGUUUCCCUUCGGCUCGCUGGGGAAUCUAUCACUUGCGAGAGAUUACUUGUUGGGAAACCUGCCCUUCCCAUCCGUGAUUGUUGUGAUGAAUUUGAAUUUUCUAUUGUUUCCGGUGACAUGGAUUAGCAUGGGUCUAGCAACGUUUUGUCAUCCGUAGAGAAGUAGCUCUGUUCUCCGAUGGAUUGUUCAGUUCAUAUCCAUGCCCACUCCGUGUUUUUUUUCGAGAUUUCAUCUCAUUUACUUUUUUUUCAGAUGUUGACAAUGUUAGAGCACACCAAAUAGUGUCCCUCGAGCUAUGCCGAGGCCUUGUCUUUUCCCUGUCUCGUAACCUUGGAAGUUCACUCAUAACGGCUGAAGCAUGCAUGGCCUUGCUCCUGUGUUCAUCAUCAGGACAGGGGCCCCCGUGCUGUUAGUCUUUGGGGAUCGGGGUCGGACGAGCUUCCUCGGGUCUUGUUGAUCUUGAUCCUGGGCCAGAUCUAGUUUAUUUAUGAUCUUCAUCCUUACAGACAAUCCGCCAAAGCCAAAGCGGAAAAAGGAGAGGCACGAGGAAGUGACGCCGGUUCCGAAGGAGACAUCGCGUUAUGGCUUUGUUUUGUUAUCUUGCCCGCAACAAACUUCGGGACUUCCUUGGGCUUUUGUGUAAUGCAGCUAUGUACGUUGUUUUCAUCUUGAAAAGAAGGAAGAGAAGAGCUGAAAAGCAAAAAACAAACUGUCCCUCGUCAAUAAGCUCGAUCUGAUCAAAGUGUUACUUUUGCCCGAUUGCUCCUCUAAGACCACAAGGUGUUUCAUCGACAUUGCUCUAGUACGAAGGUGAACAAGGGCGCAGAGAAGUUGACGGACCCAGAGUGCAGCGGAAAAACAGUAUGGGCUCUUAAGGCGAACAGGAGUUGUUGUUUCCUCGAAUCCAAUCGAAUCAAUGGUUGAUUGUUUAUUCGUGAUAUUUUUAUAAGUAAGGGUCGAACCUGAAGUAUCUAUAUGACCAUGACCAUAGCACACAUAUAUCUUUCUCUUUGCCUUUCGCUCUGUCAGUUUCUCGAGUGAUAGACGAGUCGCGGCAAGGUGCACCGAAGAGCGCAAGCACUCUUUUGUAAGAGCAGCUCAGCUUUUUAACGUCAUCGAUCUUGCGGACACAACCUUGGACUAUAAUCUAUCUAGCAAACAUUUUUUCACGAAAUACAGAGAACACAAUGGCCGUCGCGCACUCACUAGUAUUUGGCUACAGGUGGUAUUGUAGACGCGUCGCUGCACUAGCGUUUCUUGAGAUGAGUCGCGAUUAAAAUUAGAAUUACAUGAAGAACAACAGAUGAAAAGCAGUAGUUUCAUACCGUUCAAUCAUACAUCGGAAUGUUGUAUGCGCAACACCGGCGAGCAUCUGUAAUAAAGCUGCAAAUGCGUAAUAAAUAUAUCAAAGGUUUUUUAUCGUGAAUCCCACCUUCCUAACAAGUAUUUCGUCCGGAUUGUUCCACCUGGAAAUCUGAGAAAAAUCAAUCAAGAAAUAUUUCUUGUUAAGCCAAACUUCUCUAAUGCACAAUGCAAAUAUUUUGACCUGGAAGGGGACACGCACGAGGAUGGAGAGUGUCGGCAGAUAUCAUGGAGAAAGAGUCGCAUCACUGUCCGGGAUUUGGUACACUGCAGUUGUAGGCCUCACGGCAACAAUUAGGAUGAAUAAGUACGCCUGACAGAGUAAACGACGAGGAACUCAAUGUAAGACGUACUUAAGUUGGAGGAACGGAGUGGCCUACAUCACAGUGGAGGUUGUGAUGUUGAUCAUAUAGAGGAAGGACGAAUGAGAUCACAAGCACAACUAUCUUCAGCAUGAAGAACAGCAACAGAUCUGCAGACACUUAUAAUACAGCAUAAACAUAAUCAUAAAUGCAAAUGAGAAGUCAAUCUAUCCAUCACGGACAAUGUACUUAAGUGUGAAAGAAACAAAACUGAAUUAUACUUGAUUCGCCAUAACAAUGACCACAGGAUUAUUUUUACCAGUUAGCAAGCGUGGCAAGAACACAAACACUUCUAUCAUUUUAACGGUUCAAGAAGUGUAUAAUUUUUUCGCAGGAGCAUAAAUAUAUUUCCCAAGUUAGAAGUGUCGCGGGUAGCAUUCCUGUCGCGUUUACUGAAAUUGAAUUCAAUCAACCUAUUCUCGCCACCAGAGGUAGAAGAUGACCACCAGAGAUGCAUGAUGAUGACCAAUCUUAAAAUGGCGACCGCACUCAUGAACAAUGAAUAGAAGGAACGCGGAAGAACACGAUCAGCUGAGCUACAACAGUGUUUCUAUGUCAACCCAAUCCCUACAACAGUGCGUGGAUGUCAACGCAAUCCUUACCCCAGAUUCAGUUUGUAAACCCAAUCCUCUACUACUUCUAACCUCCCAGAUUCUUCCAAGGUGUCUCCUACGACCAUUUUCAGGAGAGUAGUUGUUGAUGAAAUUCAUAUCAUUCAUGACCACAAUUACUAAUUUCUGGACAUCUUUAAUGAUGUCCAUCUAAUAGACAAGAGCUGCAAAACAACAGCAAGGAAAAGUUGUUCACAAAAAGCUGACUGUUCGAGAAAAACUGUUGUGCAAUAUAUGGAAAGCUGUUUUUCAGGGCAGAAAAGCUGUUUUUCGUAGUGCUUGGCCCAAAGCCUAGGGGAUUGCGGCAGACCAUAUAAAGCACGGACUAGCUUUCUUAUGCCGGUAUCAUUUUCCUCACGCCAGAUUGGAGGCAGACGC
Molecule: messenger RNA, 5617 nt
Organism: Amoebophrya sp. A25
Lineage: Eukaryota; Dinophyceae; Syndiniales; Amoebophryaceae
Source: the annotation of a GenBank genome assembly